GUUGGUAUCAUAUUCAAGUGUCAGUGGUUGAAUGUUCUCUAAUUUGUGAUGAAAAUGGCUCCCAAAGCAAAUGAAGACAUCCGGGUUUUUUUAAAGAAGAACUGAAGUUCAGUUGCUGUCUACAGAUGAGGGCUACAUCUGGCUGACUGGAGUGUGCAGUGAUAGUGCUGAUCGGGGGACAGAGGAGGGAACACAGACAUGGACACCAAAGUGGAAAAGAGGGAACACUGGAGGAAGAAAAGGGAAUAUAUUCUGGCAGUAGCAGGCAAUGUGGUGGGCCUGGGCAAUGUGUGGCGAUUCCCCUACCUGUGCUUUAAGAAUGGAGGAGGUGUCUUCCUGUUGCCUUACCUCUUCUUUGCUUUGCUGUGUGGUGUACCACUGUUCCUGCUGGAGACUGUGAUUGGUCAGUACACACAAGAAGGCGCCAUCACCUGCUGGACCAAGCUCUGUCCACUAUCAAAGGGAACUGGCUAUUCUAUCAUAAUGAUCCAGCUGUAUUCCAGACUCUACAGCAUUGUCCUGGCCUGGGCCCUACUUUACUUCAUCUACUGUUUCAGAGGUAUUCUGCCCUGGGCCACCUGCAACAAUCCCUGGAACACAGACAGAUGUGUUGAUCUCACCUCUGCAAACUGGACUGCAAUACACCGCGGCAGCCUGACAGUAAACUGGACAUCUGGAAUUCUUACCAAGUCUUCAGUCUCUGAGUUCUGGGAGAGAGGAGUGUUGUCCAUGUCUGGGGGAAUAGACGAGCUUGGCACAGUAAAUUGGGAGCUGGUGCUGUGUCUCCUGGCCUGUUGGGUGGCCUGCUACUUCUGCAUCUGGAAAGGUGUCCGCUCCACAGGAAAGGUGGUGUAUGUCACGGCGGUGUUCCCCUAUGUUAUGCUGGCCAUCCUGCUGGUGAGGGGGUUAACUUUGCCAGGAGCCUGGCAGGGUGUGGUCUACUACCUGUAUCCAGAACCUUCUCAUCUGGCAGACAUUCAGGUGUGGAUGGAAGCCUGCGCUCAGGUCCUCUUCUCGUAUGGUUUAGCAUCAGGGACCUUAAUCACUUUGGGCAGCUACAACAAAGUCAAGAACAACUGUUACAAGGAUUGUCUAUGGUUGUGUGUGCUCAACAGCAUCACCAGCUUCCUUGCCGGGUUUGCAGUUUUCUCAGCUCUGGGCUUCAUGGCCCAGUCCCAGGGAAUUCCCAUCGACAUGGUUGUUGAAUCAGGACCUGGGCUGGCGUUUAUAGCAUUUCCUCAGGCUAUAGCCAUGAUGCCCCUGCCUCAGUUGUGGGCUGCCUGCUUCUUCAUCAUGCUCAUUAUGUUGGGGCUGGACACAUUGUUUGCAGGUUUGGAAACUAUAACAUCAUCGGUGAUUGACAUGUUUCCAGGAAUAAUGCGCAGACCCUGGUAUAGAGAAAUCUUCCUCCUCCUCUUCUGCUCUGUCUGCUUCAUCAUACAGAUCCCUCUCACCACUCAGGGAGGAGUCUAUCUGUUCCAGCUGGUUGAUCACUAUGGUGCUAACGGAGCAUCAAUAUUAUUUGUAUCUCUGGUCCAGUGUGUGGCUGUUGGAUGGGCCUUUGGGGCUGAGCGCAUGUGUGAUGCAGUUGAAGAAAUGACAGGACAGAGGCCUUGGGUCAUUUUCAAACUGUGCUGGCGUUACUUCACCCCUCUGAUUUGCAUGGUUUGCUUCAUUUGCUCAUUUCUGGACCAUGAGCCCCUGACAUCUAAGGACUAUGUCUACCCAGACUGGGCCUACUAUCUUGGCUGGGUCAUAGCCCUCUCCACUAUAGUUAUAAUACCCAUCUGGGCUAUUGGCAAGAUCUGCCUUACCAAGGGCUCCCUCAGACAGCGUCUAUUGGUCCUGUGGCAUCCUGUUAGUGACCCUGUUGGUCCCGAGACAAAUAAAGAAAGUCUCCUGAAUGAAACAGAGAUGAAACCAAUCUCAGUCCCUCUCCCUGACAUUUUAUGAGUCUGUAUGAAUAUUCAUUAAAGGCUAUCAAACCAAAAGCAUAUUACACUAGAGAAACUACAUUGUCAUACACAAUAUUUUUACACGAUUGCUCUUAACAUAUGAUAUGAGCAUGAUUUGUCAGUAUGAUAUAUUGGCUGUGUGCUAUGUGAAUAUUAUGUAACUAUUAGUCACCAUGCUUUGAUUUAUUCUACAAAAUAUAGAGGAAUGUGAUUGAAAAUGUUGUGCUUAUAUCAUUUAAUGUUUUGUAUUGGUUUCAUAUUAUAACUAUAAAUGUUCAAGUAUUUAAUGGUAGCUUUGUGUUUGCGGGUUAUUUUAACAUUGGGGCUGUUCCAUUGGUCUAAUAUGAGGCUUCUCAUGAGUGCUUCUAGAUAUUGGCUAGUAAUUAUUUAAAAAUAUAUAUUCUUGAAUGGUAUAAACAAUAUAUAUUUUUUAAUAAAAAUCUUUACUCACA
Scophthalmus maximus (turbot) is the source of this 2407-nucleotide messenger RNA. Its product is annotated as sodium- and chloride-dependent GABA transporter 3-like. Gene Ontology annotation, biological process: sodium ion transmembrane transport. Gene Ontology annotation, cellular component: membrane. Bases 199 to 1953 code for a protein of 584 amino acids. Lineage: Eukaryota; Metazoa; Chordata; Actinopteri; Pleuronectiformes; Scophthalmidae. The transcript is spliced from 15 exons. The record is from RefSeq and is a predicted model, not a curated record.